Messenger RNA from Microdochium trichocladiopsis, 2385 nucleotides. RefSeq lists its product as uncharacterized. The transcript has 4 exons. Gene Ontology annotation, biological process: regulation of transcription by RNA polymerase II; DNA-templated transcription. Gene Ontology annotation, molecular function: DNA-binding transcription factor activity, RNA polymerase II-specific; zinc ion binding; RNA polymerase II cis-regulatory region sequence-specific DNA binding. NCBI's taxonomy places the organism in Eukaryota, Fungi, Ascomycota, Sordariomycetes, Xylariales, Microdochiaceae. The record is from RefSeq and is a predicted model, not a curated record. Gene Ontology annotation, cellular component: chromatin. The coding region runs from base 117 to 2204 and encodes 695 amino acids.
ACCCACGCCUGUGCCGUCUGUGGGCAGUCGUUUACGCGGAAGUGAGUCCAUCUGCGCCUGGUAUCCUAAGAUUGUUGGUCUGUGCAAGACCAAUCCAUGGUGACCAAGACAUACUGAUGAUCAACAAAAGUGACCUGCUCCGCCGGCAUGCCGCCCGCCAUGAGGCCGACGACAUUGCAGCAGCGGGCGGGCUGGCGGCCGUCAGAAAGACACGCGCCUGUGAUGCCUGUCGCGCCAACAAGACUCGCUGCUCUGGGAACGGCCCACAAUGCACUCUCUGCACCAAGCGAGGAGUGGAAUGCACCUUUCAGGAUGACGACAGGACAGGCACAAACACGGCGGUCCCUGGUGAUCCUCUGAAUCAGGGCACGACCCCUAGCAGUACCGUGUCAAUGACCGCCAGCACCGCAGGGUCCUUGGAGAACAGGCUGAACAACCUACCGCCAGCCCUGGUGGAAUUCUUGCACAGCUGCUCGGUGCAACCGAACCCGUCAAAGCCACACCCCGAGCCUGUAUCAUUUGGCAGGACAGGAGUCACACCGAGGCUACCGAGUCCACCUGCCUACAGUCCAGUCACAGAUUCCGGGAGCCUACUCGAUGCAGUCUACGAGCUGCUCAUCUCAUCAAACGGAAGCUCGUACCUAGGCAGCAACAUGGCCGCCUCGCCGAGGUUUGAGGCGUGGGUUACGAGCUGCGCCAAUUCGUACUUUGAGUGGUUCCAUCCGCGGUGGCCAGUCAUGCACGCCCCUUCCACUAGUAUGUCCAGUUCAUCCAUAUCGCUGGUCGCCAUUAUCCUCAUGGUCGGAUGCUGGUUCCAGGAUAAGCCGGAAGAUAAGCCAGCUGUUUGGCGGAUGUUCAAUCUGAUGAUGAAGAUUGGAUAUGAGAAGCUUCCGAUGUGCGCAUCUAAGGCGAAGACUGGCCCAUGGCCGCUGGAUAUAUUCCAAGGCAUGCUCAUACUCGUUGUGUUCGGCAUGUCAUGGGGGGACGAUGAGACCCUCGUACGGUCGAGUCAUCUGUGCUCACUUUUGGUUUCAGUUCUCCGUGGUACCGGCUUGUUCAGCAAGGACGAGAUGGAGUAUCAGAAGGAAAAGUACCAGCCCGGGACCUGGGCGCCCUUUGUGCUUGCACGAGACGAGCAUUGGAAGCAGCUCGCCAUGUCGCUCUACUUCGUCGACAACUACCUGUCAAUCAUACUCGGAACACCCCCUGCCAUUGAAGGCGAUGAGCUGUUUGAGCGGGUUGUUGCAUCUUAUGCGCUUUGGAAUGCCCAUCCAAUCCCGACACACACUGUGCGUAUGCGUGAGGAGCCUGCCGAGCGCAGCAUGGUCACCAUGGACGCCAUUGCCUGCGGAGAAGCUGGGCCAACGGCGUGGUCCCUGUUUGAGGACGCGCGACUGGCAUACUGCGGGCUGCAGCACACCAUCUGGAGGCACAACCAGCGCCGGCAGAGGCAGCGGCGGAAGAGUGCUGUCGUGGACGAGGUGGCGUCGCUUGUGCUGCGGGACGCGACGCUUAAGCACCUCGACGCCUGGGCGAUGCGUCUGAACCGUCUCAUUAUCGACUGUGCCGACCAAGCUGCGCAGAUGGGACACGGUGACCUGGAGGCAUUUCCGCUGGCAGCAUAUCGUGGGGGCGAGAAUCAUCCAGGCAAGGAGCGCUGGCGGGGGACACCACUGCAGCGGGCCAUGGCGCAAGGGUACGAAUGCGCGCUGCUCUAUCACCUGUUGUCAAUGCGCCUGUGCAUGCACCCUACGUUGUUCGGGGCGGGGGCUGGCUUGUGGCAGCCAUGGAGCCGGAUGGGUGCCGCCAUGACCAUGGACGGUGCGGAGGACGCAGAGCUGCAACGAUGGGCCAUGUCUGACGACGGCCGACGAGCCCUGUGGCACGCAAUGGCGGCGCUCAAGUUUGUGGAAAAAGAGGGGGUUCGGCACGGGUAUCCGCGAGCACAUCAGGGCCACCUCGAGGACGCGGCCGUGUCGAGCAGUGUGACAGUGGUAGGGCGGUGGAUGGUGAGCAACACCGAGACGGUGCCGUGCGACCCGCGGACGGGGGAGCAUCACGGAGUGCGGGUGGAAGACCCGUGGAAGCAGACGGAGAGCCCAGCACGGCUGAUGGACGAGGUCGAGACCUGCAUGUGCCAGCUGGAGCAGUGGCUGGCAGAGUGGCACGCAAAAGCGCUCAGGGCUCACGAUAGCGUCUCGUAAGGUAGGGCCUGAUAUGCGUCAGUGCCGACGUCUGUCAACAUUUGCAUCGCCGGUGUCAGGUGCACGCCUGAUGAGGAGACAGGACAAUGGCCAUGUGACGUAAUGCCCGCAAUUGUCUGAGACAUGACCAACCGCUGAGUAUGACAGGGCUCUCAGAAUCCGAUGCCAACUCUUAUCGUCG